AUGGCUAGCAGAGAGGAACGAAAUUACAGAAAUACAGAGGCAGUUCUUGCUUCUCUUCCCAACAUCGAGACUGCACGACUGGGACUUCAACUUGGGUUGUGCUAUCCCAAUGCUCCUUGGGCAGUUGACCCAGACAAGGGCGGUUUGUAUUAUCUGAAUGUUGCAACUCUGCCACUCGACGCUGCUGUCAAAGUCCAAUUUUUUUUGAGGGCUAUCAGCAGCCCAACGAGGUGCUUGCGGUCCAACCAAAUGGAGAUUCUUGUACGAUGCGAUGAACGUGAACUCAACAAAAUUUUGCGAAGUAUCGUCACAUUUCUAGAGAGAAUUGGGACCAGGCAUCUUGAUGCAAAGAUCGAGAGCCAGGCAAAAGAGUUGUGCAAUCAGCUUGCACAACUGUUCAAGGUUGAGUUGAAGAGCUUUUCAAUCAAUGAUAAUGCCUUGGAAAUGUUCCGCUAG
Molecule: messenger RNA, 456 nt
Organism: Lentinula edodes (shiitake mushroom)
Lineage: Eukaryota; Fungi; Basidiomycota; Agaricomycetes; Agaricales; Omphalotaceae
Exons: 4
Coding region: 1-456 (151 amino acids)
Source: RefSeq, a predicted model, not a curated record